AUGGAUGAACGUUUGAUUGCUACGAUCAAUAAGUUACAGGAUGCUUUGGCUCCAUUAGGCGGCGGUUCUCAGACUCCGAUUGAUUUACCACAAAUUACCGUUGUUGGUUCUCAAAGUUCUGGUAAAUCUUCUGUGUUGGAAAACAUUGUCGGUAGAGAUUUCUUGCCUCGUGGUACCGGUAUUGUUACCAGAAGACCAUUGAUCUUACAAUUGAUCAACCGUAGGGUCAAGAAGGAGACUAAGCAUGCUACAGAAGAGCUGUUAGAUUUGGAUAACAGUGCAGCCAAUGGUGGUCAAAAUGAAGACAAUGCAGAAGAAUGGGGUGAGUUUGGUCAUUUGCCCGGUAAAAAGCUUUUCAACUUUAACGAAAUUAGAAAAGAGAUCGUUUUGGAGACCGAUAAGAGUACCGGGAAGAAUGCAGGGAUUUCUGCGGUUCCAAUCACUUUAAGAGUAUAUUCGCCACAUGUGCUAACUUUAACCUUGGUCGAUUUGCCCGGUUUGACCAAGGUCCCUGUUGGUGAUCAACCAGCUGAUAUCGAAAGACAAAUCAAGGAUAUGAUCUUGACUUACAUCAAGAAACCUAACGCUAUUAUCUUGGCAGUGAACCCAGCUAAUGCUGAUUUGGCUAACAGUGAUGGUUUGAAAUUGGCCAGGGAAGUCGAUCCCGAUGGAUCAAGAACCAUCGGUGUGUUAACUAAAGUCGAUUUGAUGGAUGAAGGUACAGAUGUCAUCGAUAUUUUGGCCGGAAGAGUUAUCCCAUUGAAAUUUGGUUAUAUCCCAGUAAUCAAUAGAGGUCAAAAAGAUAUCGAAAAGAAUAAAACAAUUAGAUCUGCGUUAGAGGACGAAAAACGUUUCUUUGAGAACCAUCCAUCGUACAGUGCAAGAGCACUGUACUGUGGUACCCCAUAUUUAACUAAGAAGUUAAAUUCUAUUCUAUUGCAUCACAUCAGACAAACGUUGCCAGAUAUUAAACAUAAGAUUGAGGUCACUUUGAAGAAAUAUCAAACUGAAUUGUUAAGUUUGGGUCCAGAAUCCCUAUCAUCUUCCAGUUCCAUCGUGCUAAGCAUGAUCACAGACUUCUCAAAGGAAUACACAGGUAUAUUGGAUGGUGAAGCAAGGGAGCUUACAAGUAAAGAACUAUCAGGUGGUGCUAGAGUCUCGUUUGUGUUCCAUGAAAUCUUCAAGAAUGGUGUUUACGCCUUGGAUCCAUUCGAUCAAAUUAAGGACUCCGAUAUCAGAACUAUUAUGUACAAUUGUUCUGGUUCAGCGCCUUCUUUGUUUGUGGGUACCGAAGCAUUUGAAGUCUUGGUGAAGAAGCAAAUUAGUAGGUUCGAACAACCUUCUUUACGUUUGGUCAACUUAGUUUUCGAUGAAUUGGUCCGUAUACUAAAGCAGAUUAUCAACCAACCAAAAUACAGCAGAUACCCAAGCCUAAGAGAUGCUAUCUCGAAUAACUUCGUUCAAUUCCUGAAAGAGGCGGUCAUUCCAACUAAUGACUUUGUCGUCGACAUCAUAAAAUCUGAACAAACUUAUAUCAAUACAGCUCAUCCAGACCUAUUAAAGGGCUCUCAAGCAAUGGCUAUGGUUGAAGAAAGACUACAUCCACGCCAAGUGGAUCCAAAGACCGGUAAACCGAUUGCUGCUCAACCUGUAAAAGCCGAAGAAACUAGACCAUCUGGUUUCUUUGGUGGUUUCUUCUCAUCGAAGAGUAAGACUAGAGCUUCUGUUUUGGAAAAUCCACCAAAUGUUUUAGAAGCCACUGGUCAAAUGACUGAAAGGGAAAAACUUGAAACGGAAGUUAUUAAAUUACUUAUCGACAGCUAUUUCAGCAUCGUCAAGAGAUCCGUGGCAGACUUCAUUCCAAAGGCUGUUAUGCUAAAAUUAAUCGUUAAGAGUAAAAAUGACAUUCAAAAGAUUCUACUUGAGAAAUUAUACAGCAGCGAAAAUCUUGACGAGCUAACGAAGGAAAGUGAUUUGACUACCCAAAGAAGGAAAGAAUGUCAAAAGAUGGUCAAUAUUCUAACUCAUGCUAGUGAGAUUGUUUCAUCCGUUUGA
Molecule: messenger RNA, 2055 nt
Organism: Kluyveromyces lactis
Lineage: Eukaryota; Fungi; Ascomycota; Saccharomycetes; Saccharomycetales; Saccharomycetaceae
Gene: VPS1
Product: dynamin-like GTPase VPS1
Exons: 1
Coding region: 1-2055 (684 amino acids)
Biological process (GO): peroxisome organization
Cellular component (GO): peroxisome; membrane; microtubule
Molecular function (GO): GTP binding; microtubule binding; GTPase activity
Source: RefSeq, a predicted model, not a curated record